AUGGUAUUUGUGGAGGGGACAAAGGAGUCUAUUCAGGGAGCUUUGGCAGUGUUUGAUACCUUUGCUGAGUGGUCGGGUCUUACUAUAAGCAUUGCCAAAUCCACUUUAUAUCUAGCAGGGUUUUCGGAGAAUGAGAUGAACAACAUAUUGUCCAACUUCCCGUUUGCAAAAGGUGAUCUCCCGGUUCGGUAUUUGGGUCUACCAUUGAUGACUAAAGUGAUGAGGAAGCAAGAUUACUUCCCUCUUGUUGAGAAGAUCAGAGAGUUGAAAGCUAUGGGAGCUAAGGUGGCUUGGUCGGUUAUCUGUCAGACAAAUAAAGAAGGAGGUUUGGGUAUAAGAGAUCUUAAAGUUGUUAACAAAGUAAAUGUACUAAAACUCAUAUGGAGAUUGUUCUCGGGAAAGUCUCUGUGGGGCAAAUGGAUUGAAGCGAAUCUGCUGAAAAGGAAGUGUUUCUGGGAGAUAAGGGAGAAAACGCAAGUGGGGUCUUGGAUGUGGAGAAAAAUGCUGAGAAUGAGAGAUGUAGCAAGGAGGUUUCAUAUGAGAGAAUUGGGAAAUGGAAGGCAUAUCUCGUUCUGGUUUGACAAUUGGUGCGAAAAGGGUGUUAUGUUCUCUCUAUUGGGUGAGCAUGGCAUUGUGAGCAUGGGGAUCAGUAGAGAGGCCACAGUGGAGGAGGCGGUUAUGUGUGUUCGAAGAAGGAGGAGUCAUCGAUCUUAG
Brassica oleracea var. oleracea is the source of this 714-nucleotide messenger RNA. RefSeq lists its product as uncharacterized. The transcript has 2 exons. NCBI's taxonomy places the organism in Eukaryota, Viridiplantae, Streptophyta, Magnoliopsida, Brassicales, Brassicaceae. The record is from RefSeq and is a predicted model, not a curated record. Bases 1 to 714 code for a protein of 237 amino acids.